Molecule: messenger RNA, 340 nt
Organism: Nematolebias whitei (Rio pearlfish)
Lineage: Eukaryota; Metazoa; Chordata; Actinopteri; Cyprinodontiformes; Rivulidae
Product: ictacalcin-like
Exons: 3
Coding region: 59-340 (93 amino acids)
Molecular function (GO): calcium ion binding; transition metal ion binding
Source: RefSeq, a predicted model, not a curated record
GUCACUCCUCAUGAACUGAUUGUCACUCUGAAAUCUCAACCUUUGACAAGCCAUCAUCAUGUCUGAUAUCCAGAACGCCAUGGCCCUCCUCAUCACCGCCUUCACAAGAUACGCAAGUAAGGAGGGAGACAAGGACACUCUGAACAAGGAGGAGCUGAAAGAGCUUCUGCAGAAUGAAUUCGGAGAUCUGCUGUGUAAAGCCAAUGACAAGGAAGCAAUCGACCGCAUUUUCAAGGACCUGGACACCAACAAGAGCAACAGUGUGGACUUCAGUGAGUUUGUCAACCUGGUGUGUUGCGUCACCCAGAUGUGCCAUGAGUACUUCAUGCGUAAAAAAUAA